Molecule: messenger RNA, 759 nt
Organism: Aspergillus eucalypticola CBS 122712
Lineage: Eukaryota; Fungi; Ascomycota; Eurotiomycetes; Eurotiales; Aspergillaceae
Product: MGMT family protein
Exons: 1
Coding region: 269-742 (157 amino acids)
Biological process (GO): DNA repair
Molecular function (GO): methylated-DNA-[protein]-cysteine S-methyltransferase activity
Source: RefSeq, a predicted model, not a curated record
UCUGCAUGCGAUAAGGAUCACAAACAAACGGGAAAAGGACAAAGAAAGUUAUCUCAUCCCACACCAACACAACAUAUUCUGUGCUCCGUACCUUAUCCAUCCUUCAACGGUCGAACAUCAAACAAACAAAGAAACCAUCAUCAUCAUCCUUGCCCCUGUCUACUACUAUCUAAAUAUAACAUCCUCACACAAACAACGGCAGUCAUCACCAUCCAAUCAUACAUCCAGGCGAACUACUACAUACCAACAGAGCACUGGGCCUGUAACCAUGGCUUUACCUCAAACGCAACACCAACCACAAGAACAACAACAGAAGACUAUUACACAACCAUCCCCGCAACCAACAACCACAGACAUCAAAACAAAAAUGAUCAAGAAAAUAACCACACACCCCACCCUUCCCUCACACCGCCGGAAAAUCUACCUUGCUUUGCUAUCCGUCCCCGCAGGCCGCUGGACCACCUAUGCUGCACUUGCCAAGCAUAUUGGUACUAGUCCACGAGCAGUUGGGGCCGCGAUGCGUCUGAACCCGUUUGCACCGGAGGUACCUUGCCAUCGGGUGCUGGGGGGCAACGGGAAGCUGCUGGUGGGGUACAGCGGUGCUGAGGGGUCAGGAGGGGCAAAGAAGAAAGCGAAGGAUGGAGUGGCGAUGAAGAAGAGAAUGUUGGAGGAGGAAGGGGUUGAGUUUACUGCGGAGGGGAUGGCGAGGGGGUUGUGUUUCGAAGGCUUUGGAAUGGGUUAGUUUGCUGUCAGUAAAGU